This is a messenger RNA of Hydractinia symbiolongicarpus, 708 nucleotides long. Its product is annotated as adrenocorticotropic hormone receptor-like. The record is from RefSeq and is a predicted model, not a curated record. Gene Ontology annotation, cellular component: membrane. Bases 1 to 708 code for a protein of 235 amino acids. NCBI's taxonomy places the organism in Eukaryota, Metazoa, Cnidaria, Hydrozoa, Anthoathecata, Hydractiniidae. The transcript has a single exon.
AUGUUUUUCAUCAUAACAGAUCGUUUUCUUUGCAUUUCUUUGCACAUUAAAUAUGUUUAUAUUGUCACAAAACAACGGUUGGUGAAAUUUAUAAUUGCAACUUGGAUUAUAAGUGGACUUGCAGCAUUACCAGUAAUUAUUGGUGAUAUUUACUUUGAACACUACUACCUUAUUCUUUACUAUGAUCUUGCUCUGACAAUUACAGAUGUAGUUUAUGUUUUGAUAGCUGUGGUGGUCUAUUCGAUAAUUGGUUUGCAUUUGAAGCAAAGAAGAAGAAAUUUUCAACAGAAUGUUAGAAAUGGGGAGUCAGUAACGAACGCAAAACAAUUCAUCGUACCGUUUUUACUCGUUUCUACUUUUAUAAUAUUUUCAUCCAUCCCGAAAUGUAUAAUUACAUGGUGGGUAUGGAAAUGUGACAAAGAUAACAUAGACAUAAACAUCGAAAUUAUUUUUGAAAUCAGAGGUUUUUUAAUAUUCUGUGGAUAUCUUGUUGAUCCAAUCAUUUACGUAUCUCUUAACAAAGCAUUGAGGGGUGUCGCACUCAAUUAUCUGUGUUGUAAACGAAUCCAUUCAGCGCCAUCAGAUAAUUCAACAGCGUUACGAAACAUCGCCGUUGUUAAUGGCGAAGCCGUAUCGCACCAUCGGAUCGAUAAAGCAGCUGGAACAAUCGUCCGUGAACCGAAGGUCAUAUGUAUAAGUUCCACGUGA